Molecule: messenger RNA, 2664 nt
Organism: Phaedon cochleariae (mustard beetle)
Lineage: Eukaryota; Metazoa; Arthropoda; Insecta; Coleoptera; Chrysomelidae
Source: the annotation of a GenBank genome assembly
AUGUCAAAUCAUACAUACAUGGAUGGUACUUGGGAAGUAAUAAAAUGUGAAUCUGCCAAUGGCUCACUUUCAGUGGCUGCUGGAAACUAUGACAAGCUAUUGAAAUGUAUGGAAGGUGUUAGGGUACGAUUGGAUGAUAAUGGAGAUGUAACUUGGACUGCUCCUGAAGAACUGAAAUCUGUACCAUUGUUCACCUGUGAGACUUAUGAACUUCACAGUACCUGUGGAAGAUCUGGAUUGGUUUUACGCUUUGGUGCAUAUGCUGGGCAUGUUUUUGAAUUCAGACCUGAGAAAUGGUCAAAGGAGAAUGUAACUCUAACUUGUGAAGGUUUUUGCACUUUGCAUUGCAUCAAAGUCAAAGAUGAAUCCUCAGAAGUUGAUUAUAGCGCACCUUUUACAUUACUACCGGCUUUGGAGGACGGAUAUUUCUCUGACGUUAUCAUAAUGUCUUCAAAUAGAAAACAAUUCAAAGUACACUCUACGAUAUUAGAGCUACAAGGUGAUGACAUAGAUUGGAUGUCGGAUCCUCCGCCCUUCAACGGUCUACCAGAAGAAGUUUUGGGGACUAUUUUACAUUUUCUGUACGCCGAAUGCCUACCUGACAAUUUGACAGAGGAAACUGCUAGACAGGUUAUUUCUGCGGCAUCACCAUAUGAAUCUCUGUCAAAAUUGGUCAGUAAUUGCCAGCUGUAUUUGAAGAACAUGGCAUUGAAACAGCAAAUAAUUGGCAUUGUGGGUGAUAUGCACAAUUGCAUAAACCAAUUAAUUGAAAGAUUCAAUACAAGAAGUAAUCCACCAGGAGACAGUAUAUCUGGAAGUCCAGCAAAGCUAUGUUUUGUGGUGAAACAGUCCAUAAGAGAUGCUGCAGUGGUGUCUGCGAAAUUGAUAUUGCUCUGUGACCUUUUCACGAAACGGAAAGGUGAGUUGACUAGACACGAAAGACACGAGAUCAUCAGAUACGCCAAAUCGAGACUUCCGGUGUUCAUAAUGCAGCUCACCAAAUUUCUGCAGGCGUUGAAAAGCACGUUCAGUUCAAUGUCUUCCGCACAGAGGAUGGAGAUCGCCUCGUUUUUGGUGCCAGAGAUUGAAGUUAUUUUAGACACGAUAUCUAUGUUGAUAGUCCAUGUGGAAAAAACUCUACAGCAGAUAAUUCAGGGCCUGUUUACUCCAGAUUCCACUAAAUGUAAGAGUAAUGUGGGUGAUAUGAUAUCAAAAACCAUUAGGAAUAUUUUGCAUAUCAGGGAAUUGACUAAAUUGAAUACCCUGCAUGAACACAUUACCUUCAGUCUGGGAUUAUUAGUUCAUAAAAAAGAAAACUUCAUUCAGAUGUCCUCCUCACAGAAAAUUCGAUCUAUUGCGAGAAAUCUGGAGCAGCUUAUUGAAGAACUUCCUAUAUUCUUGAUCAAAUUGGAGGAGACAGCUUCUGUUUUUGAUGACAGGUUAGGAUGGAGAGACUUUAAGUUCUGCUUCAAAGUUGGUACCAGUAAAAUAUCAGAUGUCCUCCAAAAAUUAUUAAUUCAUGUCGAUGAUUUGCAAGACGUGAUGCUGCAGUUGUGUGAAUUGGUCCGCAGAGACGAAUUCACGCAAACCUUGCAGUGUUUGGGCUUGUUGAAUGCCACGGGCACUGCAUCAGAUAUCAACAGUUCUCCGAAUGUGAACGGAAGUCCUACAUUCUCACCUCCGAAACAUCAGACAUUCAAGCUGAACCUGGUGAAGUCCUUGUGUGUACCCGCCGACGCCAACAAAAGCGUGUUGUCGCAACACUGCGCAGGACUGUUGGCGAGCGGUGCCAAGGCCGACAUGGAAUUCGAGGUGGUCGACACCAACGAGGCGCAGCGAUCGGACGGCGCGGCCGAGGCGGUGCAAGACGUCGAGGAGGAGAAAUGCGUCGUCAAAGCGCAUCGGGUUAUUGUGGCCGCUAGGUGCGAUUGGUUCCGGAGGGCGCUGUUGUCCGGCAUGAGGGAGGCUAUCGACAGAAAAAUCGUUGUCCACGAUACCAGCCCCCACUUGUUCAAAAUCCUCUUGGAGUACCUGUACAGCGGCAGGCUGGAUCGCAACACCCUGUCCACCGAACAAUUGGUGGAGUUGCUUCUGCUCGGCGACAGAUACGAAAUGGAUUCGCUGAAGCAAACUUGCGAAUAUAUGCUGGUGCGCAGCAUCGAUUCCGAAGUGGUGCUGUAUUUGUUGAGCGUGGCCGAUCAGUACAAUGCGAGGAUAUUGAAGAGCCGUUGUUUGAGCUUCAUAUCCCGACACCACGAGCUCACCGAAAGCGAAGAAUUCAUCGAUCUUCCCAUCACCCUGCAAGCCCAAAUCUUCAACGACUACAUCUGGGGCCAACCCACCGGCAGUGCUUUAGAUUUCGAUUUCAGCUUGGAGCAUCUGCUGCCGACGUCUUCCGAUACCAGUCCCGGCGUGAAUGAGGUGUCCAGAGGGUUGGAAUCGAUGCUGCUGGUGCCUGAUCCGGAUCAGUCUAAUAGUUCUCUAGACGAUUUCCAUCAUGCCGACCAAACCUCCUCUCGAAUGGACAACUGUAUAUCCCAACUCAGGGAUAUCGUUGGUGAGACUGCUUCUCGAAAUCUGCUCGUACAAGUCAUUUUGGCGGCGGACUUCGACUUGAGAAGGGCCGUCAAUUAUUAUUACGCACGCACCAACGAAGAUGAGUAG